Messenger RNA from Anguilla anguilla (European eel), 1951 nucleotides. RefSeq lists its product as uncharacterized. The coding region runs from base 730 to 1950 and encodes 406 amino acids. The record is from RefSeq and is a predicted model, not a curated record. The transcript has 4 exons. NCBI's taxonomy places the organism in Eukaryota, Metazoa, Chordata, Actinopteri, Anguilliformes, Anguillidae.
GUACACUAUCCAAGGUAGUGUAAUCGCUUCAAUUUCUUCUGGUAUCACAGUACGACUCCAAAACCUCUUGAAAAUCGUAUCCAAACGCGGUCCUCGUCUCUGUAUACAAAACUAAGAUGACUCUAAUGUAUUACUAAUGGUGCAUUUAUUUGGAUUUAGCAGGUUAAUCAAAAUUUAAAAUAAGAUUACUUCUUAAACUAACCGUUUACAUUUAGCAUCACGCAUCUUCCCUGCACUGAACCUUCGGCGUCUGCGUUGCGUUCAUGCAGGCCCUGCGUAAUACGUCACCACAGACACCAGCAGCGAAUCCCUACCCAGAAUUGCGCAGCAGAGUUGCGCAGACAGACUCGGUCAAGAACGCAGCCAUUAUUCAGACCACAACAGACAAAUUAAUCAACGGUUUAUUGAACAAAGGAUCAACAAUACAUCAAGGGGAGCGGAAACAAGCACCUGUUCGCGAAUAAAGCUGCGUUGCAAUUUGAAUUAUGACAGUGGACAGAAAAUAAGAUCGAGCGCACAGGCAAAAUAAAAAGUUGUAGAAAAAACUAUUCCCGCGCUAGCUAGCUCGCACGACAAAACAAACGGUGCGUGGUAGAGCGUAGUGGCUGGCGAUCUGGCAUUCACGCAACACAUUGCAACGCUUGUGGAGAUUUUCUAAAUCUCACGACUACUUUAAAAUCAAAUAAACUUAUUUUAGCAAGCGAUUUUGGUACACGGUUGCGUAAGAGAAUGGACAACCUCUCCACAAGUGAAGCGUCCCUGACGGAGAACGAAUCGUCGCAGCUGUGCACCAACCAAGACGAAUCAUCGCAGCUGUGCAUCAGCCAAGACGGUUCCGUGCUCGCAGAUCCUGGUUCUGACGUGUCUGGAGGCGAGCAUCAGGAUCAUCUGCUACAGUCUGUCCAGAUGUCUACCGCUUCAGCUCCUAUCCUUCUCUAUCCUGUUAGCGCUGACAGAGUCAUAUCUACCACCUCAACGGAUGGCAAAACUAUUUUCAAGAUUGCACCAGGCGUCCGUCUCCCUGCAGCCCCCCUGCCGAAUGUCAAGCUCCCCGCAGCGGCACCGGAGAAGGUGUCCACCUCGGAGUUCACCUACCAGACCAUCGUGUACCUGAUCGAGGCGGUGGGGCGGCGCUGGAACAUGUACGGCUCGCGGGAGCGGGCGCAGCUCUUCCACAGCGUGCAGAAGGAGCUGGAGAGCCAGGGCUACUGCCUGCCCGUGGAGAGGAUCCGCCGCAAGUGGAACAACCUCAUCGUCACCUACAAGAGGGUGAAGGACCGCAGCCGGGAGACCGGCCAGGCCAAGACCUCCUGGGAGUACUUUGAGAUGAUGGACGCCAUGCUGGGGAGCACUAUCGGCACCCAGUGCACCGCCAACUCCUCGGCGGCGCUAGUUGACAUGGCAAACGUCACCAAGGAAACGGCGGUGUUAGCGGAGCAGGCCCCGCCCAGGAGCAUGAGCACCAUGGCCAAGCCUGGCCUGCUUCCGGGGGGGCUGAUCACCACCUGCGCCCAGAUCCCCACCCUCAUCCCCUCCUCCCUCCCGCCCCCCAUCACCCUCAACACCUCCUCCAAGACCCCCAGCAACACGGACGCCCGCCACCCGGCCCCCUCCCCGUCCCGCAAGUCCCCCGCCAGGCUGGGCCGGCUGCGGGUGCGGCAGAAGCUGCGGAGGGGGCCGGCGGACACGGCGGCCUCCUUCCUGGCCCAGCAGCACAGUCACGCGGAGGAGCGCACCUCCCUCCUGCGCAGCUUCCUCACGGGGCAGGAGGAGCGUCACCGCGCGGAGGAGGAGCGAGGGAACCGCAGCGAGGCGCGCGAGAGACGACGGGAGAAGAGGGAGGGCAAGAUGGUGGACGCCAUGGGCCGCAUGGCCACGGCCCUGGAGCUGAUCUCCUCCAAGCAGGACACCAUUAUCACACUGCUGCAGAGGCUGGCAGACAGGCAGUGAG